This is a messenger RNA of Bathycoccus prasinos, 2529 nucleotides long. RefSeq lists its product with no specific name. Bases 1 to 2529 code for a protein of 842 amino acids. The record is from RefSeq and is a predicted model, not a curated record. NCBI's taxonomy places the organism in Eukaryota, Viridiplantae, Chlorophyta, Mamiellophyceae, Mamiellales, Bathycoccaceae. The transcript has a single exon.
AUGACGACCAGAAAUGGAAGACAAAGAAGGUAUUUCUCGGUGAUGGUGGUGCUCGUGGUGACGUGCCUUCUCUGUCGCGGAGAGUUGCUUCGAAACGAGGAGGAAAAGGAGGAGGAAAAGGUGGUAAACAUCAUCGGCGCGAAAUCGUCGGCAACUCGUCGUUCCUUACUCGCGAGCAGCGCUUUGAUGACAUCCGGGAACGGAAUACACGACACGAAUACCACGCGUUUUCCUUCGACCAAAAGAGUAAAACGAAGGCGGAUGAGAGAAUACGAAAACGACGACAACUACCGAUGGGGCCCUGUUGCGAGAGAGCGCGAUGAUGAGAGAGAUAAAGAAGGGAAAUUGGAAGCUUUGAGGGAAGAUAUUCGCCUGGAGACGAAGAAGUUGGAAAUCGCUCUGAAAGAAGAGCGAAUACUGUUUUCCUCAAAUGAUGAAGAAGCGUGGAGAAAACAAAAGGAAACGAACCAACGAGAUGAACAAGAAGUGCAAGAACAUGGAGGAGGUAUUGAAAAGUGGCCACUUUUGAAACAACACGAGGAAAUGUUCGAGAGGUUCUGCGGCGGCGAGGGAAGCGAGAGCGGCGCUGGAUCGAUGCGAGAGGUGAUGGGAAAGUUACGGAAACAGGCGGAGUCGUACGACGAAUCAGAUUCAAACGGGAACUUGGUGAUAUUUGAGGCGUAUAAUCCGUUCUGGAACGGGUUUGGGAAUAACAUGAGGCGAUGGUUGAACUUAUUUGUGGUGGCGUCCAGAUUUGACUCGUUCGCUUCGUAUUUCGAUUUCGGCGCGUGCGGGAUGGAGGAGUACGGGAGAAACGCGGAGAACGACGGCGUCGAAGGGAAAACGUUUUAUCGACGCGGGAAAGAUGGGCAAUCUGCGUGUCAGUUUGACCCCGGGAUGUUUUUCAAAGGCGACGGUUUCGAUUGGCAGUGGACGCCGAAACGGGCGAAUGAAAAUCCAGAACGGUUAAGUCUGGCGAGCGUGACGAGAAACGCGACGAUUUUGUGCGAAGAAGACGUGAGCGACGACGUGAGAGAUUGUAAAUUGUACGACGAUAAGGAUUUGGACCAUCGACGAAGACUUUACGACAACGGUGACGACGCAACGUAUGUGGUGAAACCGUUGGCGAGUUCUGGUCGAAUGUCGAGAGAAGAGAUUGAUCGAGCGGAAGGCGCCGAGGCAAAAAUUAAAGCCGCCAACGCCGAUUGGCUCAGAGAGUGGUUCAAAGAGGAAGUCGCACGCGACGUGGAUCGAAAAGGAGUUCGGGUGAAACUCACCAUACACGACGUGUUUGUCAUGCAACGCGAAGGAGAAGUACUUUUUAACGUCUAUGGCAUCGACGGAGACGAGCCUCCGCCAGAUUUAGGCGACCCGGAGUUGCCGAAAGCGUGCUACAAUCGACAUUUUUUCCGGCCUCGAGAACACGUAAAAGAGGCGAUCGAGGAGGUGUUUGAGAAAUCUUCUUCAAACGGCGGCGGGGACAUGAAAAAGUGGCGCUCGUGCGCGGCGAUUCAUUUAAGGACUGGGUUUGCCGAUCACCAAGCGCAAUGGGUGGCAAAGUAUCGUAUGCUCUCUGAAAACAAACGCAAGGAGUUGGAGGCAAAGUACCCGUGUCGUUCGACCGCCGGCGGGAGCGAGAGAACCGCCGAGCGAUUCGUGGACGCUUUGGACGAAACCUUUCGCAAGUGCGAACCGGAUUACUCAAACGAACGAAUAUGCACGCUGUGGCACCAGAAAAAUGAAAUCACGAAGCACGUGAAUUUGGAUAUUGAAAACGAGAGCAACGUAUUGAACGGGCGGCUGAAAACGUUCGAUGUCGUUCAGGAUUGUUGCGGCAGUUCCUUUCGCGAGCCGGACGUUGCGGACGCGAUGGAACGUUGCGGAUUUGUUCCGGAAGGGAUGUAUCCAGAGUUGGAAGUGAAGAAGAAAAAUGAUGAUUUUUCGUCAACCAGUCCAGUGAGAGCAGCGCUUACCUGCGCGUUGCGCGCGUCCAAAUUUCACUUAGAGUCUCUCGUCGAGGAGGACAACGACAAUUCAGACGACGACGAUUCAGACGACGAAGCGUUUGGCGUCUUCCUUUUAGGGGAUUCGCCAACCUUCAUCAAAGCCGUUCCAAAAUUACCAAACAUCGGUAAAUAUUUCGCGCAUCAACAAGAUCCAGACACAGUUGGCGUCACCAUGGGAGAUAGCGAUUGUUCUGGAACCUCCUGCGUCGUUCGAAAAAAGGGCGAGAAACAUUUGAGUUGGAUGCGUUCCGUCGUCGACGCCUACGUCGCGAGUUUAUGCGAGGUGACCGUACAGCUUCCCGGGAGUAGUUUUGCCAACGGCGCUAUUCACCAACUUCGCGCGCCUGGAAGGAACCGAACGUCGUCGGCUUUUCUGUGGAGUGGCGAAGUCGUCUUGGGACAGCACUUAGCGACCCGAGACGAAACGACGAACGAGAUUGCGAGAGAGACAAAAAUCGGGUACGACGGGAACCUCGAAAAUUACGUCGCGCUCGGCGCCGCGCAUUGUAAAACAAUAGAUUGA